AUGCAGUCGUCUCAAUCCAUGUACAACUUGAGCAGUAUUGCAUCGCCUCAAUACGUCCCGUCUCAUCUGCGUCAAGCUCACACACCCGGAGGCCAUACACAACCGAAGCACUCGCCGCCCUUUCUAAGACGCAGCUCGACAGUCUCUAAAUUUGGCGGCCCAGGCUUCGGCACUCCGAAGCAAUCACGCACAAAGUCUGGUGAUUUCGCAGUAGAAGAUGCACCGCCUACGGAGUCCAUCUAUGACUUUAGCGGUGGUUCGCCCUUCUCUAGACCAGCCAGUGUUAUGAAAAGUCCACCACCUCCGCAGCAGCAACGGACGUCAGGCUUACAAGCAACACACGCAGCUGAUCUGCGGACCUCCAAGUCACAAUACUUCACCCAGUCAACGCCACAGCAAAGUACCUUGUCCGACUUGCCCACUGCCGUUGUAAUCUUUGGUUUUCCCAGUCAUAUUCAGUCGCAGGUGCUCUCCCACUUUUCACGCUUCGGCGAAAUCGCACAACAUGCGAGUAGUGCAGCACAAGAAUCUCACUCAACGGGUAGCAAUUGGUGUAAAGUGACAUACCAGUCUCCUGCUAGUGCUCAACGCGCAGUCCAAGCGAAUGGAUCGCUCGUGCUGGGCCAGUAUAUGGUGGGUUGUGUGUAUGCACAAGAAGACGCACCCGUGAGUCGCGAUACUGCACCAGCACUCGCCAGUCCACGCGGCCAGUCUGAUGAUGCUAUGGAGAUUGACCCAAUGACACCACCACCGCCGUCUGCGCCAGCCGCACAGUCAAGAGGUCCGCAGAUGGCUUAUCAGCCAAACCACGGCUACUCAACACCCACUGCGCCCCGUCAUAGGGCUUCUGACAAUCCAUUCAAUACUGGAGCGAGUACUCGGCAACAAGCACCCAUGUCACCGCAAGAUGGGAUGCAGACACCCGGUGGUGGUCGACGGAUCGAAGUCUUGCAUACGGAUGGGAUUUACAAGUCCAAUUCACCUUUGGCCGGUCAAGCUGGUUGGAUGCCUGGUUGGUUACAGGCUGCUGCAGGACCAGCGACGCCGGAGCGUAAGGAUGAGCAGAAGGUUGCAGGGACGCCAGUGACACAGGUGAAGCAGGACGAACAGGCCGUCGCGCAACGGGGAUGGGGAUCGAGGAUGUUGAGGGGCCUGGUGGAUACAAUCUUUGGAUUCUGA
This is a messenger RNA of Protomyces lactucae-debilis, 1179 nucleotides long. RefSeq names its product Nup53/35/40-type RNA recognition motif-domain-containing protein. The record is from RefSeq and is a predicted model, not a curated record. Gene Ontology annotation, biological process: NLS-bearing protein import into nucleus; regulation of DNA-templated transcription; nuclear pore organization. Gene Ontology annotation, cellular component: nuclear membrane; nuclear pore nuclear basket; nuclear pore central transport channel. The coding region runs from base 1 to 1179 and encodes 392 amino acids. Lineage: Eukaryota; Fungi; Ascomycota; Taphrinomycetes; Taphrinales; Protomycetaceae. Gene Ontology annotation, molecular function: phospholipid binding; single-stranded DNA binding; structural constituent of nuclear pore. The transcript has a single exon.